GUCGUGUACACCGUCCUUCAAGCCCCUCUCGCCAUCAAGAUGCCUAAGGCCGCCGCCGGAAAAGCCACUACUUCCAAGCACAAGUUCAUCAUCGACUACUCACGUCCUGCAUCAGACGGUGUUUUCGAUGGCGCUGACUUCGAGAAGUUCCUCCAUGAUCGCAUAAAAAUCGACGGCAAGGCUGGACAGCUUGGCGAAAACGUUAAAAUUGUCCGCGAUGGAGACUCCAAACUCACUGUCACCUCCAACGUUCCAUUCUCGAAGCGGUACCUUAAGUACCUCACUAAAAAGUUCUUGAAGAAGAAUACCCUCAGAGACUGGAUUCGAGUUGUUGCAUCCUCGAAGGAUGUCUACCAACUCCGCUUCUAUAACAUCGCACGCGAUGAUGGCGAGGAGGAGGACGAGUAAUCCCGUCACUUACCCAUCGAGUAUGAAGUAAACACACUUCAUAUUUACUGCUGUUCGGCACAUUGGCUGAGGCACCUCAGCGACCAUUGUAUUCUAUAAGGCUCUAGGGUAAACGCUAUGCACUAUGGAAUGUCCUC
Molecule: messenger RNA, 545 nt
Organism: Coniophora puteana RWD-64-598 SS2
Lineage: Eukaryota; Fungi; Basidiomycota; Agaricomycetes; Boletales; Coniophoraceae
Product: ribosomal protein L22e
Exons: 4
Coding region: 40-408 (122 amino acids)
Biological process (GO): cytoplasmic translation
Cellular component (GO): ribosome
Molecular function (GO): RNA binding; structural constituent of ribosome
Source: RefSeq, a predicted model, not a curated record